AUGCCCACUAUGAUGCGCAAGCAGCGACUCCAGUGGGCUUUCCCGCCAAGCCCAGCAAUGCAUACAAAUUACAGCGGCUACCCGGACAUAAGCGAGGACACUGCCCCCUGCAGGCUGGAUGCAGUCAGCAAGUUUGGACGGUACUUCGUCCCUCUAGUCUUCACCCUGGUCUUUGUGGUGGGGCUGGCAGGGAAUGGGCUGGUGCUGGGACAGCGACAAUGCCCCUGGCACAUCACUGACUGGUAUCUCUUCCAGCUGGCGCUGGCUGACAUAUUGCUGGUGCUCUGCAAGCUGGUGGGGGCACUGCUGGCAGUAAACAGCUAGAGCAGCAUUCUGCUUCUCGCUGACAUCAGCAUCGACCGGUAUCUGGCCAUCGUGCAUGCCGUGCAGCUGUACCGGCGCCUGCAAGCCCUGCACCUGCACCUGGCCUGCGCCCUCCUCUGGGCCAUCUGCCUGGCCCUCUCUGUCCCGGAGCUGCACUUCCGCACCGUGCCCUUCCAGCCCCAGGGCCAGGCCUCCAUCUGCCACUGGGGCUUCAAAGCCCAGGAGGCCCAGGCUUGGCGGGUGAGGCUGCACCUCACCACCUUCUUCCUAGGCUUCCUGUUGCCACUGCUGGUGAUGCUCUUCUGCUAUGGCCGCAUUUUCUGCACCCUGCAUUGGGCACAGCUGCUGGCCAGGCACCGCUCACUGCGGCUGGUGCUGCUGCUGCUGGCACUCUUCGUGCUUUGCUGGGCCCCCUUCCACAUCUUCCUGCUGCUGGACAGUCUGCAGCGCCUGGGCUACAUUGGCCGCCACUGCGCUCUGGAGCGGGUGUUGGACUUUGGGCUGCUGGUGAUGGAGGGGCUGGGCCUGCUGCACUGCUGCCUCAACCCCCUGGUCUAUGCCUUCGCUGGUGUCAAAUUCCGCAGGGAGCUCUCCAAGCUGUGCUGGAAGGGCCAGCGCCACAGCCACCACUCCAGCCAAAGACAGAUCCUCUCCACCCAGGAGCACAGCCACCCCAGAGGGGGACACAGACCACGGCUACUCAAUCAUGCUGUGAGAGUGGCUGGGGACAGGACACUAGAACUGGCUCCUACACAGAGAAACCCUUUCAUCUGUGGAUCCCACCUCCCAGCAGCCCCCUCCAAGAAAGGAUGA
Molecule: messenger RNA, 1137 nt
Organism: Gopherus flavomarginatus (Mexican gopher tortoise)
Lineage: Eukaryota; Metazoa; Chordata; Testudines; Testudinidae
Product: C-X-C chemokine receptor type 3-2-like
Exons: 4
Biological process (GO): G protein-coupled receptor signaling pathway; immune response
Cellular component (GO): membrane
Molecular function (GO): G protein-coupled receptor activity
Source: RefSeq, a predicted model, not a curated record